AUGGUCGCGCUCGCGCCUACUGCAGCUGGCAAGCCCGGGGGUGUAUCCAGCGGCCAGGUCGCGGUUGCCGUGCUUGCGCUCGUCGCGAUGUUCAUGCUGGGGCGGAGAAUGGGCGGCGGCAGGCUGGACGAUGGCGCGGAGCCAGGGACGGCGAUACAACCAUGGUACGGCGCCGCGGGCGGUUGGGUGGCAGCUACCGGCAGCGCUCUUUCAGAGGAGAGCACGGCGUGCAUGGGCCAGGCCGAAUCGCUGUCCGCCUCUGU
Molecule: messenger RNA, 263 nt
Organism: Monoraphidium neglectum
Lineage: Eukaryota; Viridiplantae; Chlorophyta; Chlorophyceae; Sphaeropleales; Selenastraceae
Exons: 1
Source: RefSeq, a predicted model, not a curated record